AUGAACUUCUCCUCCCCACGUCCCACCUCAGCAUCGACAGCAUCCUCCUCUCCUUCCCCCAUAACCGCCGCCGCCGCCACCACCACCUCGACUUCCUCCGCCUCCAAGAGCAGCUCCACCACCCCGGCCUGCGCCGCGUGCAAGUACCAGCGCCGGAAAUGCGAGCCCAACUGCCUCCUCGCCCCCUACUUCCCCUAUGACCGCCAGCACCAGUUCCUCAACGCCCACAAGCUCUUCGGCGUCAGCAACAUCACCAAGGUCAUCAAGAACCUCGCCCCGCACGAGAAGGACGAGGCCAUGCGCACCAUCAUCUACCAGUCCGACGCCCGCGCCCACGACCCCGUCCUCGGGUGCUACCGCAUCAUCCGCGACCUCCACCGCCAGAUCGAGUUCUGCCAGGCCGAGCUCGAGUUCGUCCUCCGCCAGCUCGAGCUCUGCCGCGCCCAGGCUCAGGCCCAGCAGGAGGCCGCCAUGCAGCAGAUGAUGGAUCCCGGGGCGGCGGGGGCUGGGGCGGGGCCGGUCGGCUGCGACAUCGUGAGCCGGGGGGAUCUGCUGGGGCAGGGGUACGGCUAUGUCCAGCCGACCGCCGGCCAUCCGGGCCAGGAAGUGGAAGGUUAUAUCGGUAAUGGCCAGGACGGGAACGAUCAGGCGUCUUUGCAGGAUUUCGGUGCAUGGGCCAUGCAGGUCUCCACGUUCCCGUCGGACUUUCAGAUCAAGCAGGGGUUUGAAGGUGGAUGUGAUGAUAUGAGGCCCAUUAUGGACAUUGCAGACGACAGGAACGAUGGCCUCAAUUUGGAAGGCGAAAUCAUCGACGAGAGAAGCGAUCAUCAUCAAGCCAUCUUGGAAGAUCACAAAACGGAGCUAACAGAAGAAGAAGAUGAUCCCCGCCAACAAGUCCUUGAUCACGAUCUGAAAGGCGCGGCUACUUUAUUCACCCUCACAAAUUGUACAAGCUAG
Molecule: messenger RNA, 957 nt
Organism: Eucalyptus grandis
Lineage: Eukaryota; Viridiplantae; Streptophyta; Magnoliopsida; Myrtales; Myrtaceae
Product: LOB domain-containing protein 22-like
Exons: 2
Coding region: 1-957 (318 amino acids)
Source: RefSeq, a predicted model, not a curated record